Molecule: messenger RNA, 1174 nt
Organism: Ambispora gerdemannii
Lineage: Eukaryota; Fungi; Glomeromycota; Glomeromycetes; Archaeosporales; Ambisporaceae
Source: the annotation of a GenBank genome assembly
CGAUGUAACUAAUCAUUUAAAAGAAGAAAAAAUUAUGGUGGGGCCAGGACGAGGUAGUGCCGUUGCUUCCUUAGUAACUUACUUGUUGGGAAUAACCAGUGUUGAUCCACUUGAACAUAAAUUGUUUUUUGAAAGAUUUCUCAACGAGAAAAGAAAAAACUUGCCAGAUAUUGAUUUAGAUGUUGAAAAUCAAGAAGAGGUAUUCAAUUAUUUACAAAAAAAAUACCCAAAAAAACAAGUAUCGCGCAUUGUCACCAAAAAAAAAAUUGCCGGAGAAAAUCCUGAUUUUAAUAACUUAAAACUGCAACGCUGGCAAAAUAGCUAUCCCAAUUUGUUUGAAUUAACUGGAAAAAUUCGAGAUUUAUACUACGAUACUGGCAUUCAUCCAGCUGGAGUUAUCAUCAGUGAAAAUUCACUUGCUGGCUCGGUUCCUUUGAAAUUAGAAAAAGAUUAUCUAUUAGCACUAUUUGAGGAAGAUAAACUAGCCAAAUUAGGCCUUAAAAAAUAUGAUUUUUUGAGUUUGCGAGAAACCCUAGGUUUUAUUCGCGAAUUAUUAAAUAAUUUCCUUUUGACUGGAAUUUUUCAAUUGGAUACUCCCUCCGCACGAGUCCUUUUUAAUAGAUUUCGCCCACAAAAUUUUUCGGAACUAGUGAUUUUUUUGGCUCUUAAUCGCCCCGGAACUAAAAAAAAAGUUGAAGAAAUUUCCCAAAAAGAAAAUGCUAAAGCCAACAUUUCCUUCUCCUCUCCAGCACUCAAAGAAAUAUUAACUGAAACUUAUGGUCAUAUUAUCUUUGAAGAGCAAAUCAGCCAAAUUUUUGCUCUGGUUUAUGAUUUCUCCUUUGCUGAAGCCGAAGUCAAAAGGAGAGAACUAACUAAAAAAGGAUUAGAAAAAGACUUUUUUGAAAAAGUCAAAAAAAUAACUACCUUAACUGAAAGCAAUUUAAUUUACCAACAAAUCAACUCAGCUAUUGGUUAUACCUUCAACAAGGCUCACGCGGUCGCUUACAGUUAUUUAACUUACUAUAUCGCUUACUUGAAAGCAAAUUUUUUCCCCGAACUAGUUACCUAUUUUCUCAACAAAAAAAAAGACAAAGAAUUACCGCAUCUGCAAGAAGCAUUUUUUUACGGAUUUCAAAUAAAAGGUCCGGACAUUAACUAUUCGGAAACAGAAUGA